Messenger RNA from Aricia agestis (brown argus), 1754 nucleotides. RefSeq names its product syntaxin-12 (gene Syx13). The record is from RefSeq and is a predicted model, not a curated record. The transcript is spliced from 6 exons. Gene Ontology annotation, cellular component: SNARE complex; endomembrane system; membrane. Gene Ontology annotation, biological process: vesicle fusion; intracellular protein transport; vesicle-mediated transport. Bases 184 to 1011 code for a protein of 275 amino acids. Gene Ontology annotation, molecular function: SNAP receptor activity; SNARE binding. NCBI's taxonomy places the organism in Eukaryota, Metazoa, Arthropoda, Insecta, Lepidoptera, Lycaenidae.
UCUCAUUGCUGCUGUUUUUCAUUGACAAAUUUUAUAAAAAUACCUACGUGAAAAAUACAGUGAAUUAAGCGUAGCGCGCAUAAUUAAAACUGGAAACCAUACAAGACAUUCCACUUUAACAUAAUUUAUUAGUUGAUCCGGUUUUUGAUUACGAUAUAAUAUUUUUACAGUAAAUCUUUCACCAUGGCUGAAAGAGAACCCAUCAGUGGUUCGAGUCGAGAUUAUGGAGCUAUAGCCGCACCCCCAACAGUGGGGUUCGCAGACUUUAGUCCCACUGAGCUAUACAAUCUGAGCGAAGGCAUAGCAAGUAAUGUCAGCAGUAUACACAGUGGCCUGCGAUCACUGGAGAAGAUGAUGAAACAAAUUGGUGGUCCCAAUGAUAACUUGCAGCUGAGAGAUAAAAUACAUGAUACACAGCAAAAUGUCAAUGGAUCCGUGUCAGCCACAGCCCGAGAUUUACAGAGACUCGGUGUUGUGGUGAGGAGAGGAGACAAGCCCCAGAAGUUGCAGGUGGAGAGGCUGACUCAAGUGUUCAGAGAAGCCCUCGCUAAAUACUCAUCGGUGCAGAAGCAAGUGUCAGAGAAGAUGGCGGCGCAUAUGCCGAAGCAGCGAGCACACAUCGACCCUGAGGCACUGGAGAGGCAGGCCAUAGCUGAUGAUGAGGAGGCCUCGUUGAUAGCCAAUCAACAGGCUCAGGCUCGUCUAGUCCAAUUUGAGACGAGUAUGCUGUUGGAAAAGGAGGCUUACAUGAACAAGAUCGAAGCAGACGUGCUUGACGUUAACCAGAUAAUGCAGGAGCUGGCUGAAAUGGUCAACACGCAGGCGCAGGUUGUUGACACAGUAGAAAGUCACAUAGAGGCGGCCAGCACGACGGUAGAAGCCGGAGUAGACGAGCUCGCGAAAGCGGCAGAACACCAGAGGAGUUACAGGAAAAAGAUGUUCAUUCUGAUGCUGAUUGGUAUCAUAUUAGGCAUAAUAUUCAUUGUAUGGAUAGUCAAAGCGUUCCGGUAGAUGGGAAUGGGCGCUUCCAUUUUUGAAAUGGACGCAAACGACAUGUGAGAAGGACAGGGAUGUGUACCUUUCUUGGUCAUAUUCCGUUAUCAGACAAAGAUAUUGUAAAAAGGCUCUUAUGUCUAUACUCAUAAGGGACAUAUAACGCUUAAAUAGGUGACAAGGAAAUGAAUAAUAAUAUAUUGUAUAUUUACCUUGUCAUUUUCCGAUAUUGGACAAAAUUUUAAUAUUAUACAAGCGCUCAUAAAUCCGACCCAUAAAGGUGAUUUGUAUACACACAUCAAACGACAUGGGCCUUACAAUUUACAUAGGUGUAAGAAGGACAUGGAUAUGUAUCUUCCUUUGUCAUUUCCUAAAAUUUUGAUAUUGUAAAAGCGCUGCUAUGUCCAAAGCAUAAGGGUGUUUUACAACAUCUAUGUUCACACUACUGAAGUCUUAUUUCACCUUUCACUGAUGUAUUUCUACGUAAUAGGUAAAAUAGUGACUGCUUACAGGUGAUAUUAUUUAUUUCAUAUCUGUUUUUAUUUUAUUUAUGAAAUUUUAUUUUUAAUUCUAUAAAAACAAUUGUUAAAUAACGUGUCUCGAAAUUUAAAUAAUUAAUUUGAAGUAGACAAAGUGUACCGUUUAAAAAUAUUUUUGUGGUCGGCUUCAUAGAACAAGCAUUUGUGUAUCUUGCUCAGUUUCUGAGGUUUUCUUGACAGAAGUUUAUCUAUUCAACAGCUUUGUUGAUUGGUUAAUAUUAU